Molecule: messenger RNA, 1764 nt
Organism: Lotus japonicus
Lineage: Eukaryota; Viridiplantae; Streptophyta; Magnoliopsida; Fabales; Fabaceae
Product: lectin 7-like
Exons: 1
Coding region: 854-1654 (266 amino acids)
Molecular function (GO): carbohydrate binding
Source: RefSeq, a predicted model, not a curated record
UAAUCCUCAUAUCACUAUGUUUACACGGAUUUUUGGUAAACAAAUAUCCUCUUAGUUCGACUAAAGGAAGUUUAGAUUCGGGGUCCUUUUGAGAAAACGCUUUGCCAAAGUGUAGUGUGUGAACGAGUGUAUUCUCGACAACAAUAAACAACUCAAACGAAACUGGACUUUAUUGAAUAUGAGUCGAUUACAAAACAGUCAAGCAAACUAAAAUAGCAUGAAAGCAAAUUUCGACAAAACAAGCUACACACAAGAACUGGAAAUCAACAAACUGAAAUGCAGGGAAACUAAAGCGUUGGUUCUGCAACAUACUCCUCCAUCAUCACGUUCUGCUCUCGAAGUCUCAUUGAUGCGGACGUUUAGAGCUUUUGGUGAAUUUUCAGAGUUUUUAGUUGGGAACCUCUUCUUCUGCUGCUGCUUCCUCUAUUUAUAUUGUUCUUUCCGCCCAUGUUCUUGGCGGUUUUCCUUGGAUGCACGAUGGCUUCGUGGGUUUUGAAUUUUGGCGCCAUACCCCACGUUUAGCCGAUGGUCUUCGCGCACGUGACUCUAUUGCCACGUGGAUGGUUCUGAGUCGUGGGCAACCGUUGCUAUUCGUGGCAUCGUGGGUGUACGCACGUGCUUGUAGUUGCUUGUUAUUCGGUAACUGCCUCUUCCAUUAAGAUGAUCGAGAUUUCUUCAUCUUCUGAGUGUGUCGAGUUAUGGCUUUUACUAACUUGUCUUUGAGGGACAUCGUGUGCUGAGUUGUCGGCUUCGCCCAACCCUUUCUGUCGAGAAACCACUUUUGCACCAUGGUGUCGAGAAUUGUAGUACUUGUAAUUUUGGCUUAACACACUAUCAAAAGUUUAUAGUGAUCAUGGGUCUGAUGUCUCUGUUCGUGAUCCUCAUUUCCUUGUUCAUGGUUGCUCACAAUGUGAACUCAGAGACUUUCACUUUCCCCGGUUUUCAGCUUCCAAACACAAAAGACAUCACCUUCGAAGGCGAUGCCUUUGCAUCAAACGGUGUUCUGGAACUUACGAAGACUGCUUAUGGUGUUCCUCUGCCCAGCAGUUCUGGCAGAGCCUCCUUUGCUGAACCAGUGCACCUUUGGGAUAAGAAAACAGGGGCACUUGCAGCGUUCACCACCUCCUUCACUUUGGAUGUGCAACCAACAAGUUCAGGAUUCCAUGGAGAUGGAAUCGCCUUCUUCAUUGCACCAUUCAACUCUAAAAUCCCGAAAAACUCAACUGGUGGAUUCCUUGGACUCUUCAGCAAGGACUCUGCUUUCGACUCCUACCAAAACCAAAUAGUGGCGGUUGAGUUUGACACCUAUGCGGAUACAUGGGAUCCUUUCACCUCCCACAUAGGCAUUGACAUAAACUCCAUUAUUUCAUCAAAAACCGUGCCGUGGCGAACUGGAAAUUCUUUGAGCACCUCAGCUGCCUUUGCCACCGUGAGCUAUGAACCCGUCACAAAAACAUUGAGUGUGCUGGUGAAGCAGAUAGAUCAGCAGAAGGGUCUGAAAUUUUCUACUAUCACUACUAGUCUCUCGUUUGUGGUUGAUUUGAGGACUAUUCUUCCUGAAUGGGUUAGAGUUGGCUUCUCUGGCGCCACCGGACAGCUGGUCGAACAACACAGGAUUCAUGUUUGGGAUUUCAAAUCAAGCUUCACUUAUUAGACACUAAGGGAUAAAUAAAGAACAAUAAUUUCGGGCCUUCAAAAUAAAACUUGAUGUUCAAAAUUUGCAGCUUGAAACCAUUUGCAAUGAAUUAUAUGAUUGUAUUUCUU